CGCUCGCCUCAGGCCCAAGAUGGCGGCCACCACACAGGGGCUCCUGCCGGUCGCUCUCCGCCGCUGAGCGCGCGCCUGCUCUGCUCGCUCUAGAACCUGCGUUUUACUGGGGGUUGGGAAGGGCGGUGGACGGUGCUGGGGGAGCACGACCAGGCAGCACCUUGUAGGUAACCAUUACUGGACCAGAAGGAUGACAUCUAUCAUCAAAUUAACUACCCUCUCCGGGGUCCAAGAAGAGUCUGCUCUUUGCUAUCUUCUCCAGGUUGAUGAGUUUAGGUUUUUGUUGGACUGUGGCUGGGAUGAACACUUCUCUAUGGACAUUAUUGAUUCCCUGAGGAAGCAUGUUCACCAGAUUGAUGCGGUGCUCCUGUCUCACCCCGACCCACUCCACCUUGGCGCCCUCCCAUUCGCUGUGGGGAAGCUGGGUCUGAACUGUGCCAUCUAUGCCACCAUUCCUGUUUACAAAAUGGGGCAGAUGUUCAUGUAUGAUCUCUAUCAGUCUCGCCACAAUACAGAAGAUUUUACCCUCUUUACAUUAGAUGAUGUGGAUGCAGCCUUUGAUAAAAUCCAGCAGCUAAAAUUCUCUCAGAUUGUGAACUUGAAAGGCAAAGGACAUGGUUUGUCUAUCACACCCCUGCCAGCUGGCCAUAUGAUAGGAGGAACAAUAUGGAAAAUAGUCAAAGAUGGGGAAGAGGAAAUCGUGUAUGCCGUUGACUUCAACCACAAGAGGGAGAUCCACUUAAAUGGAUGUUCCCUGGAAAUGCUAAGCAGACCCUCUCUACUUAUCACAGAUUCAUUUAAUGCUACGUAUGUGCAGCCUAGAAGGAAACAGAGAGACGAGCAGCUCCUGACAAAUGUCCUGGAAACUCUUCGGGGUGAUGGAAACGUCCUCAUAGCGGUGGACACAGCAGGCCGAGUUCUGGAGCUUGCUCAGCUUCUUGAUCAGAUUUGGAGAACUAAAGAUGCAGGGCUGGGUGUUUAUUCACUGGCACUCCUGAAUAAUGUCAGUUAUAACGUGGUGGAGUUUUCCAAAUCACAGGUAGAAUGGAUGAGUGAUAAAUUAAUGAGAUGUUUUGAAGACAAAAGAAAUAACCCAUUUCAGUUUCGCCAUCUCUCUCUGUGCCAUGGUCUUUCUGACUUGGCUCGAGUUCCAAGCCCCAAAGUUGUACUUGCCAGCCAGCCUGACCUUGAGUGUGGAUUCUCAAGGGACCUCUUUAUUCAGUGGUGUCAGGACCCGAAAAACUCAAUCAUUCUAACUUAUAGAACAACUCCUGGGACUUUAGCACGUUUCUUAAUUGAUAAUCCUUCUGAGAAAGUUACAGAAAUCGAGCUGAGGAAACGCGUGAAGCUUGAAGGGAAAGAACUUGAAGAAUAUGUGGAAAAAGAGAAACUAAAGAAAGAAGCUGCUAAGAAACUUGAGCAAUCGAAAGAGGCAGACAUCGACUCCAGCGACGAGAGUGAUGUGGAGGAAGAUAUCGACCAGCCUUCGGCUCAUAAGACAAAGCAUGACCUCAUGAUGAAAGGGGAAGGCAGUCGCAAAGGCAGCUUCUUCAAACAGGCCAAAAAAUCCUACCCUAUGUUUCCUGCCCCAGAAGAAAGAAUUAAAUGGGACGAAUACGGAGAGAUCAUCAAACCAGAAGAUUUCUUAGUGCCAGAACUUCAGGCUACUGAAGAAGAAAAAAGCAAAUUAGAAUCUGGUUUGACAAAUGGAGAUGAGCCCAUGGAUCAGGACCUGUCUGAUGUUCCCACCAAGUGUGUUUCUGCAACAGAGUCUAUUGAGAUAAAAGCCAGGGUUACUUACAUAGACUACGAAGGACGCUCUGACGGAGACUCCAUUAAAAAGAUCAUCAAUCAGAUGAAACCACGGCAGUUGAUCAUUGUCCAUGGCCCACCAGAGGCCAGUCAGGAUCUGGCUGAGUGCUGCCGUGCAUUUGGUGGGAAAGAUAUUAAAGUAUACAUGCCAAAGCUACACGAAACAGUUGAUGCCACAAGCGAAACGCAUAUCUACCAGGUCAGAUUAAAGGACUCACUUGUCAGCUCCCUUCAGUUUUGUAAAGCCAAAGAUGCCGAGUUAGCUUGGAUAGAUGGCGUCUUAGACAUGAGAGUUUCCAAAGUGGACACAGGAGUUAUUCUGGAAGAAGGAGAGCUCAAGGACGAUGGAGAAGACUCUGAAAUGCAGGUGGAUGGCCCUUCAGAUUCCAGUGCCAUAGCCCAGCAGAAGGCCAUGAAGAGUCUGUUUGGAGAUGAUGACAAGGAAUUGGGUGAAGAGACUGAGAUCAUCCCCACCCUGGAGCCUUUGCCGCCUCAUGAGGUUCCUGGACAUCAGUCCGUUUUUAUGAAUGAGCCAAGACUAUCUGACUUCAAGCAAGUUCUUUUGCGGGAGGGGAUUCAAGCCGAAUUUGUAGGGGGCGUACUUGUCUGCAACAAUCAAGUAGCGGUCCGCAGAACAGAAACUGGACGCAUCGGGUUAGAAGGCUGCCUUUGUCAAGACUUUUAUAGGAUACGAGACCUUUUAUAUGAACAGUAUGCCAUUGUGUAAAGGACAUGAUGUCAGGAAGUGUCUGCUUGACCUUUCUCAGGAAGAAAGGAUUCUCAUCUGAGGCUAAACUUUCACUGUCUUGUUUUGUAACAUACAAAAAGAAUCUGCCAGAAAACGUGAGCAUGUAUUAGACUUUGAAAAAUAUGAAUCAAGAGCCUGGGGUGUAGCUCAGUGGUAGAGAGCUCUUGCCUAGCAUGUGCAAGGCCCUGGGUUUGAUUCCCAGUACUGAAUAAAAAAAGAAAGAAAAUGUAAAUAAAACCCAUUUUGUAAAUUCUCUACCUUGCAGAAUGCUAGAGGCCUCAUGAAGAGACAGGCUCAGAACUGAAGGUGUUGAUUUCCUCUGCAGAGCCCUUGCUCCAAAGGGUUCAUUACUUGAGAAAAACAGACAAACAGUGCAACCUAGCGGAGCAGUUCAUGGCCUUACAGAAACUGGUGUGGAUGCAUUCGUGCAGACAGUUUCUUAUGUUUUCUGGAAUGAAAAGGGAGAAUUACAUAGAAAAGAUGUGCUAUAAAAGAUAUAAACACAAACAAGAAACUGGUGAAACAUUUUUAAAAAUAGCGUGCUGUGCUGUUCCUCCUUUUUGAACUCUGAUAUGCAGUUGCCUCCACACGGAGUCUCUGCCCUCUACCUUCAUCCUAGUGUGAGGCAGCACACAUGUUUAGUUUAGAAUAAAUGUUUAUUUCUCCCAUUUCUUAUGUAUGAAGAUUUUUUGUUGUUCAAUUUGAAUUUAUAACUUCAUCAUUUGAAUAAAUGUCAUCUAAAAGAAAGCCUUGAAGCUGAGUGUGGUAUGUAUGCCUGUAAUCCCAACAGACUCAGGGAGCUGAUGUAGGAGGAUUGUAAAUUAGAGGCUAGCCUGAGCCUACAUAUUGAGACCCUGUCUCAAAACCUGCAAAAAGAAAGCCUGGUGUGUUUCCAGUUCUGCAUAUAUUUUGUUUAGACACAUUUUAACUGUUGACCAAGCAGCUGUAUUUGAAACUAUCCAAAGCUCUGUUUUUAAAGAACAAAUGUUGACCCUCACAUUUUUAUAAGGUAACAGUGUAAUUUAAUUAAAGGGUAUAAAUGUUUUCCUUUCUUAGCUUGUUUUCUAAGUUUAUGUAAAUAGCGGUUGGAUUUUAUGCUCUAACUACAGAAAUAGUACUUAACUGGGGUAAUUGCCGCUCUUGAUGUCGUACAAAGAAUCCUGCUUAAGAGUAAAAACUGAAAAUAGGCAACUCUAUUCACUUGAACAAUGAACCAUGUUGUCCCAUUGUAGCCUGUUGCUUUAUUUCUUAGAAGGCAGCGUAAUCAAGGCAGUCCUUGAUGCUCGCUGAAGCUGUAAGCCCUCCUCUCUGCACAGUAGCAUUUAGAGAAGUCUCAGUCUUGUUUAACCCAGCGGUCCACUGUCAGACUAGAAUCCACCAGUUAUUCAGUUUCGUGUGCUGACAGAGCCUCUGUUGUGGGUUACAGCACUGAAGCAAGUUUUGUAGCCUUUGAUACUGAAAACGAGAUGUACAGCAUAGUGUUCAGAGACAGGUAAAGAUUGUGCCUUUUUUACCAGUCAUGAAACAUUCCUGGUUUUCCCAUUAUGAUAUAGAGAAAGCCCGUAUUCUGUUUCUAUCCCAGGGGAAGAUAACCUGCACUUAUUACAUGGUAUAAAGUUACCUGUUACAUGGUAAUAUCUAUACCUAAAAUUAUUUCUUGCCUCACCUUUCUGCUGUCCUGUGAACAGGAAUUAAAUUUUAAAGCAGUGCUUGAACAUGGCUGUUCUGCAUAAUGCCUUCAGAGAACAGCACUUCUGCCUGUGUCUAGAUGACAGUAUCCCAAGGUUCCCGAAACGGAGACCUUCAUCACAGCCUCAACUACGUAAGACAAUAGUGAGACAGGUCAUGAGUGUAGAGAAGCUUUGAGAAGCGAGGAUAAAUACAGCAUGUGAGCUAUCAGCUGAUAGCCACAAACAGUUUUCUUAAAAAGAAAUUUUGUCUGGGCAUGAUGGCAUGUGCCUGUAGUUGCAUUGCUUCAUUUAGACCUGGUUGAGGGCCAGCUUGGACAACACGAGACCCUGCUAGAAGGAGGAGAAGAGGGCCUGGCGAUAUAGGUCAGUGAAGAACACUUGCCUAGCAUGUGUGAGGCCCAGGGCUGGAGGUGGGGGUUGCUUGUUGCAUUUGUUGCAAUGCAGUUAUCCAUGUCAAGUAUUGUUGCAGUUAUUUCUAUAUUUUUGUGACUCAGUAGUUGACCUGAAACAAUAGUGAAGAAAACAGUUUUAUAAGGUGACUUGUUCACCUAUUUUUGUGUUUGUGCAGUUUACAUAUCAUAAAAUACUAACUCUUAAAAUACACAAUUCACUGAUUUUGGUGUAUCCAGAAUGUCCAACCACUACUAUGUAAUUCCAGAAUACUUUUUAUCAUUCCAGAAAGAAACCCAGUAACCAUUUGCACCUCAUUUCUCUUCUCCCCAGUCAAUCAUCAAUCUAUCUCCGCUGGACAUUUCAUAAAAAAGAAUCAUGCGGCAUGUGGGCUUUUGUGUCUUCUUUCAUCUCACUUAACCCUUCUUUUUCCAGAUUCAUUAAUGUAGUAAUGCGUUAGCAUCAUUUUUGUUUGCUUUGAGACUUGGUCUUCCAUUGUAUAGCUCAUGCUGGUUUCAGACUCAUAAUCCUCCUGCCUCUAGAAUGCUGGGAUUAUAGGUGUACACUCUCCGUAUCCAUUUUACGGUUAUGUGCUGCUCCGAUGUCUGAUGCCAUGGUCAUCAGUUGCUGUACGUUGAGUGGUUCCUAGUUUUUGGCUGCUAUAUAAAGUGUUGCUUUGAACACUCUUGUGCAAGACUUUUAAAAAUAUAAACAUUUGUAUUUCAAAUUUUCUUGUGUGUAUGCUUAAGAAUUGGCUUGCUGGACCAUAUGGUAACUCUGGGUAACCAUAUAAGGAACUAUGGACUGUCUUUUGAAGUAGCUGUGCCAUUUUGUGUUCUCACUGGCAUACGUGUAAGGGUUCCGUUUUGGUCACAUGUAUUCUUGACUCCAUCUUCUAUUCUUACCAUCCCUAGCAUGUGAGGAGGUAUUGCCUGGAGGUUUUACUUUGUAUUUUGUUAA
This is a messenger RNA of Chionomys nivalis (European snow vole), 5601 nucleotides long. It is a transcript of the gene Cpsf2, whose product is annotated as cleavage and polyadenylation specific factor 2. The record is from RefSeq and is a predicted model, not a curated record. The transcript has 15 exons. NCBI's taxonomy places the organism in Eukaryota, Metazoa, Chordata, Mammalia, Rodentia, Cricetidae. Gene Ontology annotation, molecular function: RNA binding. Gene Ontology annotation, cellular component: mRNA cleavage and polyadenylation specificity factor complex. Bases 191 to 2539 code for a protein of 782 amino acids. Gene Ontology annotation, biological process: mRNA 3'-end processing by stem-loop binding and cleavage.